GAUUAAAAACUAGGAAUGGUGCUACCAUUCGCAAGCACACGGGCCUCUGCGGAAAUCCUCGGACCUAGGCCACAGUCCCAAACGUCGUCGUAUUUUACCCCACCGCUUCUCUUUAUUUCUUCGAUUCUUUUCUCCCUCGUUGAUUAUUCGUUCAGGUAAACCAACCCAAAAGAGAGAGAGAGAGAGAGAGAGAGAGAGAGAGAUGUCGAGGACGCUGGUGCAGCCCAUAGGGCAAAAGAGGUUAACGAACGUGGCAGUGGUGCGUCUGAAGAAGCACGGGAUGCGCUUCGAGAUCGCUUGCUACCCUAACACCGUCCUCUCAUGGCGUUCCGGCGUGGAAAAGGACAUUGAUGAAGUGCUGCAGUCCCACACCGUUUACUCCAACGUCUCCAAAGGCGUUCUCGCCAAGUCCAAAGAUUUAACCGCAGCUUUUGGCACCGAUGACCACUCCAAAAUAUGCUUAGAGAUUUUAAAGAAAGGGGAGCUUCAGGUAGCUGGUAAAGAAAGGGAAUCGAUGCUAUCGAAUCAGUUUAGGGACAUUGCGACCAUAGUGAUGCAUAAGACUUACAAUCCCGAGACUCAGCGCCCUUACACUAUCAGCAUGAUCGAACGCCUCAUGCGCGAAAUCCAUUUCGCCGUUGAUCCUCACAGCAACUCCAAGAAGCAGGCUUUGGAGUUAAUUCAAGAGCUUCAAAAGCACUUCCCUAUAAAACGGUGCCCGUUGAGAAUACGAGCUACUGCUCCUGAGGAUCAAGCGCCUCAGCUUUUAGAAAAGCUCAGUAUGUGGGAUGCCACACUUAUUUCCAAAGAAGGAUCUUCUGCUCAGUUAUCUGUGAUUUUUGAAUUGGAGCCUGGUCUAUAUAAGGAUUGUCAUGAUUUUGUUAUGAAUAAGAUGCAUGGAAGAUUUGAAGUUCUUGCGCACACUCUUUAUGUUGAGGGGGAUACCCAUGUGGACCAAUACAAUGAUUUUGAGGAUAUGCCUGCAUUGUUGCCCAAAGAAACUCCUGAUUCUGUGCUUGAAUUGAAUGAGAAACUUCAAAAGCAAACAAUUUCAUCUAGGAGUAGGCCUACUGAGGGACAACAACAAAAGCAAAACAAGUGCAACACAUGUAAUGUUUCUUUUGAAGACUCCAAACUGUAUAGGGAACAUCACAAGAGUGAGUGGCACAAGCACAAUAUGAAGCGUAAGACAAGGCAACUCCCACCACUUACCGAGGAAGAGUGCAUGGCAGACAUGGAAUUGGGCGACUCAAAAUCUGAUUUGAAGGAUUAUUCAUUUUAAGAUGAUAAUCAGUGUUUUAGAGGUGUUAAUUGGUAAUCACAUAAUUGAAGUCUUGUGUGUAUACUUUGGCCAGUUUUGUCAGGAUUGUAAAUUGUUUACAUGGAAAUCCUUAUAUUGAAACCCUCGAGCAUCCACCAGCACAAAUUACAUUG
Molecule: messenger RNA, 1434 nt
Organism: Abrus precatorius (Indian licorice)
Lineage: Eukaryota; Viridiplantae; Streptophyta; Magnoliopsida; Fabales; Fabaceae
Product: ribosome maturation protein SBDS-like
Exons: 5
Coding region: 203-1282 (359 amino acids)
Biological process (GO): ribosome biogenesis; cytosolic ribosome assembly
Source: RefSeq, a predicted model, not a curated record